Messenger RNA from Cantharellus anzutake, 552 nucleotides. RefSeq lists its product as uncharacterized. Bases 114 to 434 code for a protein of 106 amino acids. Lineage: Eukaryota; Fungi; Basidiomycota; Agaricomycetes; Cantharellales; Hydnaceae. The transcript is spliced from 3 exons. The record is from RefSeq and is a predicted model, not a curated record.
AAUACAACUUACUCAUCAAGUUUCGUGAUACUCUCCACCCACGGCUUUGCCUCUUCCGCUGAUGGAUCAUAGGAUUUUAUGGCUAAAAUCACCUCGGUCACAGUGUCGACUACAUGUUGACCAAAACCAGCCCAUUCCUUCUUGUUGUCCUUGAACUUCUAAGUACGUGGCGCAAACCAAGUGCACCGCCAGUCGCCAUUUUUAGCGGGGGACACCAAUCAGCCGUAUUAUUGACAACCCGGAGGAUUGGGACCGCUAUGGCACCACCCGCUACGAGGAGAUCGUCGAUCUUUUGCCUGAGGACCUCAGCCUUUUGCUGCAAUGACAUGGUCGAUAGCGGACAAGUGGACGGAGAGUGCGCAACACACGUAUUCUGCCUAGCAUUUAGUCUAAUCCGAUGUCAACGGCGAAUUGCAGCAUGCGCGUUGGCAUGACCCAGACUGGUUAUGAUGGCGAGAGAAUUAGUAUGACCCCUACUUGCUAACUUAUAGGACUUCAUAUGCAAGUCGUAAUCAGGCACGAGUUGCAGCGAUCGCUUCGUACUGAGGGCCC